Sitodiplosis mosellana (orange wheat blossom midge) is the source of this 1944-nucleotide messenger RNA. RefSeq lists its product as uncharacterized. NCBI's taxonomy places the organism in Eukaryota, Metazoa, Arthropoda, Insecta, Diptera, Cecidomyiidae. The record is from RefSeq and is a predicted model, not a curated record. The transcript has 2 exons. The coding region runs from base 12 to 1040 and encodes 342 amino acids.
UUCAUUUCAAAAUGAACGGAAAAAAUCUUCAAAUUUCCUACAUAACAUCAGUUAUAAUUUAUUGUGUUAAUUCAGAAAUUUUUCAAUUAGAGCGGGCUACACAAAACCAACUAUCAUGUCCCAGUGGUGAAGAAUUGGUUAUCAAGUCAGCAACUUCAAACACAGAAUAUUUUAGAAAAGAGUGCAGUGAAAAAAAUUCUUGCAACCUAGUUUCGAAUAUAAAUGUUCGUAUUGAAUAUGCGUGUCUUCAAUGCAUCAAAACUAACAUAUGCACAAAUGGAUAUUGUAAAGACAAUAUAAAUCAAUUGAUUAAAGAAGAAAUCAAAAAAAAAAUUUCGGCAAAGAGAGUAAAGAGAAAUGACGGUCACGGCCCCGAAAAUGAAGAACCCAUCCUUCUUGCCGCUUUGUCCAAUAUGUACAAGUGUAUGGGAAAUGUUCAUACUACUCGAAUCGCUGAACGUGAUAAUCCAGUUACAGAAAGAAUGGAUAUGGAUGUCCAGCUUAACGGAAAUAGGAUAGUUCGAAUACCUGUAUUCAUAAAAGCAACUAUUUUUCGGAGACAUCUGAAAUCGUAUACAUCGCGUGAUACUUGGAAAACCGCAGUAAUAAAACAAAUGGAAGACAUGAACUUCAUAGAAGAAUAUGACGAAAAGGGUCAUUUAUUGGCUCAUUCGUUGGGAGGAAACGAAGAUGUACCAAAUAUAGUUCCAAUGGCGAAAAAUCUUAAUCGGCAUGGAGGGAAAGAUGAGGAACAGAGAGAUGCUUUGAGAGAAUUCGAUUUUCCACAAUCAGAAUGGAGAAAUAUCGAGGGCCGCUUGAAAAAAUUUCUUGAGAACAAUCCUGGUGGGCGAAUCGACUGGAUUCUCGGUUUGCGUUACGAAAAUGCAGUCCGGAAUAAUUUCCGCCCUACUCAUUUCAUAUCUCAAUUCAAUAGGUUCUCCUCAAUUAACCCUGAAAUCCUGGAGCAUCGAUCGGGCCAAAUAGUGUACAAAAACACCAAUGAUUUGUCCCCUUGGCUUGACUAUGAUCGUCCCAUCUAAAAAAAGUGUAUUUGGUGGCUUGUAAAACAUUCUUCUCAUCCAUCAUUGAUUGUGAUGUGAAAGAAAUCCAAAUAAAAAACUUUAACAAAGUAAUUUCUCGUGCGAUUUCAAUUUGCCUAUUUUACAUUCUUCUAACUGAAGAAAAGAUGCAGAACAUUUUAUUUCUUUUUCUUCCAACAUUCUUCUUUAGUUUUCACAUCGCUCCAAAUAUUUAAAACAGAUACCACAAGUAUUUUGGUCACUUUAGGCGCGAGAAUUGACUUUGUUAAAGUUUUUUCAUUUGAUAUCAGCUGUUUUGUGAUGAAAUGUCGAGAUAAAAUAAACAGUCUAUGUUACAUUUGAUUAUGAAUGCAAUAAAUUAUUAUAAAUCCCAACAAUAGUUCAUGCUAUUUCUUAUUCUUGGGCUAUUCAUUUUGCAUGUCCAUUAUUCUUUUUUUCACUAAUUACUCUUAAAGUUCAACUAUUACUGAACUAUUAGCUUCGAAAUUUGCCUUAGAUGACAAGAUAUGCGAACAAAUGCAAUGAUGAUGAUGAUCAGGACGAACUGAGCUGGAUUGUCGUUGAGUUCGUAAGCAUUGUUCCACGUUUUCGGAGACACGUUUUCGGAGAUUAACCAAAUUGGAGUUAAUUGUCGUUGGCAUUAGUCGGUGCAACACAUAGUAUUUGUUCCAAAAUUGCACAAACCUGGUGCACUUUGACGUUUGGUGCAAAGAUGAUUUUUUCAAUAAUCCGCGGAAAAAGUUUUCCAUUUGAGCAUUUUUUGAAUUUGAAUCUUGAUCUGAUCGAAGCGAUGGACUCUCCCUUUAUUGACGGAGUUCGUAUUAACGGUUUGCAUUAAACGAAUCAAUGCUUGUAUGUUGAUUUAACAUUUUGGUGACGAAAAUGUCACAUUGCUCGUCACGCC